GUAGCAUGCAAAUUCAACAGCAGAAGGCUGCUGUACCCGUUACUAUCUCCCCGGUCAACUCGGAUAGACUUCAGCCAUGUCAAGAGAGCUCAGAAGGAAUGGAAAGCCCAGAAGCUGUGAACCGUGCAGGCUCUCAAAGAUUCGGUGCGACCACGCAACGCCUCUGUGCCGGAAAUGCCAAACGCGGGGAAUUCCUGAUCAAUGUUUUUACCAUCCAAAUCCCAUGACCAAGCCGGCGGGGACUCCACGUAAGAAACCCGAGCCUCGCCGUCGAAAGCUCAGUGCACAUCCCGAAAGACUUGCUCCAUUAACCUUGAGUCCACCGACUCUCAGGAACGAUCUUGUGAAAUCGUGGCCAACACCGCCUGAGACCACCACCAGGACAGAAUGUGCCAAACCGACUCAAGACCCAACACGGGGGUUCUUCCUCGGGUCGACAAGCUACGCCAGUGUGUUUGUCGAAGAGCAGCCUCUGCCCGAUAGUAUACAUGAACAGCCGUCAGAAAGAACA
Messenger RNA from Didymella exigua CBS 183.55, 511 nucleotides. RefSeq lists its product as uncharacterized. Bases 6 to 227 code for a protein of 73 amino acids. The transcript has 3 exons. NCBI's taxonomy places the organism in Eukaryota, Fungi, Ascomycota, Dothideomycetes, Pleosporales, Didymellaceae. The record is from RefSeq and is a predicted model, not a curated record.